Mugil cephalus (flathead mullet) is the source of this 945-nucleotide messenger RNA. RefSeq names its product neuropeptide B (gene npb). The record is from RefSeq and is a predicted model, not a curated record. Gene Ontology annotation, molecular function: G protein-coupled receptor binding. The coding region runs from base 116 to 508 and encodes 130 amino acids. Lineage: Eukaryota; Metazoa; Chordata; Actinopteri; Mugiliformes; Mugilidae. The transcript is spliced from 2 exons. Gene Ontology annotation, biological process: G protein-coupled receptor signaling pathway; feeding behavior.
UAACCAGUCAGCCUAUAUAAGCAGCAGAAAGUUUGUACUCACACAGCAAAAACCAAGCUCCGCUCAGAUCAGACGCGUUCUUCUCUGCGUAAAAAGUGCCAAAACGGUUCCAGACAUGGAGAGGUCAGUCAGGUUUGCCGUGGUGUGCGUCGGAGUGUCUCUGCUCAUCUCCUGCCAUCCAGUGGAAGCCUGGUACAAGCAGUCGACCGGGCCCAGUUACUACUCGGUUGGUCGCGCCUCCGGUUUGCUGUCCGGUAUCAGGAGGUCACCGUACGUCCGGAGAGCCGAAUCCGAAGAGACGCUGGUGGACAGCGGGGAGACGGCAGGUAACAACGUGAUACCGGAGACUAACAGGCAGAUCUCCAUCCUCAAAAGCAUGGCCAUCUGCGUGAAGGACAUCUCUCCAAACCUGAAGAGCUGCGAGCUGAUGCGGGACGGGACGGGCACCUUCCAGUGCAAGGCGGACGUCUUCCUCACCCUGGACUCCCUGGACUGCCUGUCCGCAUGAAUCCCGGUCGCAGAGACAGCUCUCCACCGAAACCCGGGAGCGCUUCUCUGGAAAAAUGAAAAGUUAAAGAAAGAAAAAUUGGGGGGUCUAAUGAGUGUGGGGUUUUUCGCGGGGGAAAUGAUGGCGCAAGGGUAACCCAGAUUGUCGAUGAUGGACCGCUGCAGACUCUGAAUGUUCACUCUUAUUUAAAAAGAAAAACAACAACAAAAAAACACAAACAUUGUUUAGUUUUGCUUUGGUUGCUUAGAUUGAAAAAAAAAAGAAAAGAAAAAAAAGAGAAAUAUUAGUCGAAGCAAUUUCUUUUUCAAUUGUUACUGUUUAAUCCCUGACGUGUACCUGCCAAACUGUAUUAAAUGUCCGGAAAGUUUACUGCAGAUCAGAUUUCCUGGAAAGUACUUUUAUUUAUUUUAUCUAUUAAAAUGAACAAACACUGGUAA